Molecule: messenger RNA, 693 nt
Organism: Fonsecaea nubica
Lineage: Eukaryota; Fungi; Ascomycota; Eurotiomycetes; Chaetothyriales; Herpotrichiellaceae
Exons: 1
Coding region: 1-693 (230 amino acids)
Source: RefSeq, a predicted model, not a curated record
AUGGCAACCCCUCCAACACUGAUCCAUAUUCAAGGCCACGCCACUAUCACGACAACCGCCCAGCGAGCGGUGCUCAACCUAGCCGCUGCCGACUCCGGUUCAGAAAAGGAUGAAGUCUCAAAAAACGUGGUGUCGGCUGUGAACGACAUCCAAACUGAUCUCGACCUGCUGUGCCCGCGACUCGAGACGGGAGAGAUAAGGCCAGAUGCCCCUGUGAGCUUCUACUCGAUCGCCUCGCUCGCCAUCUCUGCCGCGGACGAAUUCAACAACAACGGUGCCCGCCUCAAGAGGAAACUCUACAGCGCCCACUCCGAAAUCGCCAUCCACUUCCGCGACCUUCCCAGCCUGGGACAGAUGGUCGCCCGCCUCGCCGCCAUGCCGCACGUCGAGCUCCGAGGCAUCGACUGGCAACUGCUGGACGAGAGGAAAGCCGAACUCGACGAGCAAGCUCGCCUGAUGGCCCUGCAGCAUGCCAUAACCCGGGCGCAGGCGUACGGACGCACCAUCGGCAGAGAAAAAGUGGUUUGCGUCAAGAUCCAGGACGUGGAGCAGUCGUGGCCCAUGAAGCGGGUGAUGCAGACUGCGAGGAGGGCCACGAGCUCGGCGACUUUUGAGGUCGGCGUGGGCAUCGAUUUUGAGCCCCAGCUCGUCGAGGUCACUGCGACGCUGUCGACCGAGUUUAAUGCUGAAUAG